AUGUCUUUUCCUGGUCCCAGCGUCAAGCCUUUCCCGGUGGCGGAUGCUGUCCUCUCCUAUUGGAGAAAACAAGUUGGGCCCAUCGACAACCAUCGCAGCACUGAACAGCUUCCUACGCAGGUUGAUGUUGUCAUCGUUGGCGCGGGGUAUGCUGGAGCAUCAAUCGUGCAUCACAUAGUCGAAGAGUGUGUGCGUCGCGACCGCCCAAUACCAUCAAUACUUAUCCUUGAGGCACGUGAGGCCUGCUCUGGCGCUACCGGACGUAACGGUACAUACCAUAUGCCCUUGAUAUUCCAUUUCAAUGUCGCACGUACUAAAUCUGAAAAUCUAGGCGGUCAUUUAAAACCAGACCCUUUGUCAAGAGCGGCCAGUGUACUGGAGACGCAUGGGAAAGCGGUCGCCGAGCACGUGGCUACAUUCGAGGCCCGCCAGAUCGAUGCAAUCAAAGAACUUGUUCAGCGUGAAAAUUGUGACUGCGACUUCGAAGAGACAAGGGUCACCGAUGUCUGCUUUUAUGAAGCCGGUCGCGAUAAAAUCCAAGCUGACAUUGCGAAAAUCACUAAAGCGGGUAUCUCCACUGCGAAAGGGAUAGAUUUUACUUCAGGCAGCGAAGCAGAAGAGGUUUCCGGCGUAUGGGGUGCAAAGUCUUGUCAUACAUAUAGCGCCGCUCGUCUGUGGCCCUACCGACUCGUUGCGCACUUGCUAGAGAAAGCGGUAUCUAUGGGUGUCAACUUGCAAACACACACCUCAGUGACAUCCGUCUCGGCAGCCGAUGGGUGCACAAAAGAUCAUCCUUGGGUCGUGAAUACACCGCGCGGCUCCGUCAAGACCAGCACCGUCGUUUACGCUACGAAUGGCUACACGUCUGCUCUCGUACCGGAGAUGAAGGACAAAGUCGUCCCAGUGAGAGGCAUAGUAGCGCGCUUGGCGGGCGAGAAUGCACCAAGGAUGACUGAUAGCUAUAUGAUGCGGUUUUCUGACUAUGAGUACGACUACAUGAUUCCUCGACCGGACGGUAGCAUCAUCGUCGGGGGCGGAAGGCGCGACUACUACAAAGACUUGGGCGAAUGGUUCGAUGUAUCCGACGACAGCAGACUGAUGAAUGGCGCGCGGCAUUACUUUGACGGUUACAUGCAACGGCAUUUCCGCGGGUGGGAGAACAGCGGUGCACACACAGAAGAGCUUUGGACCGGUAUUAUGGGCUAUUCCAACGACGGGUUCCCUUAUGUUGGGCCAGUUUGCGGGAAACCCGGCCAGUAUAUGUGCGCAGGAUUCAGCGGGCACGGUAUGCCGCAGAUAUUUUUCUGUGCAAAAGCCAUCGCUUCCAUGGUCAUCACGGGUGACGCAGAGAAUGUGGAUCUCCCUGUGCCGUACCGCAUCACCAGGAGUAGGUGGUACCAGCAGAAAGAACAUGUGUCUCUCAAGAUGUGGCAACAGAUAGCGGAAAGCCAGCCUGCUCAAGCACGGUUGUGA
Alternaria viburni is the source of this 1473-nucleotide messenger RNA. RefSeq lists its product as uncharacterized. The record is from RefSeq and is a predicted model, not a curated record. Gene Ontology annotation, molecular function: oxidoreductase activity. The transcript has 3 exons. Gene Ontology annotation, cellular component: cytoplasm. NCBI's taxonomy places the organism in Eukaryota, Fungi, Ascomycota, Dothideomycetes, Pleosporales, Pleosporaceae. Bases 1 to 1473 code for a protein of 490 amino acids.